Messenger RNA from Drosophila willistoni, 1533 nucleotides. RefSeq names its product glutaredoxin domain-containing cysteine-rich protein CG31559. The transcript is spliced from 2 exons. NCBI's taxonomy places the organism in Eukaryota, Metazoa, Arthropoda, Insecta, Diptera, Drosophilidae. Bases 29 to 1330 code for a protein of 433 amino acids. The record is from RefSeq and is a predicted model, not a curated record. Gene Ontology annotation, biological process: sensory perception of sound.
AGCAGGUCCCAGCAAGGCCAAUUGCUACAUGGAUCAAUAUCAGAAAUAUUCAACGCACAGCGAAACAGCGGACAGUGGCAAUGGCAGUGACCUGGAGAGUAACGGCGGUCCGGUCAAACCAGCUUCCAGCCUGCUGAUGACCGAUGACAGUGAAGAGAGUGGUCCCUCGUCCCUCGGUAGUGACUCCGUCAAUUGCAGCACCACGGAAUAUGUGCGUCAGGCAGCAUCCAAGCCCAGUGGACAACUGCGUCAGAGACAGAAAUCAAUGAGAAUGCUCGGAGCCCUCUUGCCGGACUCCCUGCUGCGGGAUAUAAGAGAUCGACGUGGAUCUAACGAUUAUAUUGUACAGUAUACAAGUCCCGUCGAGGUCAAGGAUAAGCCAAAAGUGAGUUUCGCAUUGGACACCGAUUCAUCGUCCAGUCGUCGCCUAUCCCGCGAGUCUCUAAGCGAAGAGAAAAUCGAGGAACUACGCGCCGCUGUACAGCGAGCCAAUUUUGUGCAAACCGCUGACGAUGAGGCACCACAAUCUCUGCCAACAACCACCAGCAACGGCACCAACGGCAACCACAGCAACUACAAAUACGCCGAUGAUCAAUACUACAGCUUUCACAUUCAUGAGCACGAGAACUUCAGCAGUUUCACAAGCCAUGGCGAUACAGAAACAGAUACGGAUUUGGCGGCAGCUAGUUUAACGGAACAACAAGAUGUCUUUGCCGGCUACCGGGAUGUCAGAUGCAGCUCCAGUUCCACACAAUCGACCAUCCGUUCGGCCAAGGGCACAGUGCGCGGAGUCAAGAAUCGUGUGCGCAAUGGAAUAGCCACAUUCUUGCAGUUCCAGCAGCAACCCAAUGCGAAGUGCUACAAAGAGAAAGAUCUGGGCAAGGUUGUACUGUACACGACCAGCAUGGGCAUCAUACGGGACACCUAUACGAAAUGUGCCAAUGUCAAGCAGAUUCUGCGCACUCUCCUGGUCAAGUUUGAGGAGCGGGAUGUAUUCAUGAGUGUCGAGUAUCAGGCCGAGAUGCGUCAACGCAUGCAGUCCACACACAUACGUGUGCCCCAGCUUUAUGUGGAGGGUCAGCACAUCGGCGAUGCGGACACGGUGGAGCGACUGAACGAGUCCGGUGAGCUGCGUCAGCUGCUUAAGCCGUACAAAUCGAUUGCCAGCACAUAUACCUGCCAGACCUGCGGUGGCUAUCGAUUACUGCCGUGCCCCUCAUGCAAUGGAUCCAAGAAGUCCGUGCACAGGAAUCACUUUACGGCCGAAUUUGUGGCCCUCAAAUGCAUGAACUGUGACGAGGUGGGCCUCGUCAAGUGUCACAAUUGCUAAACGACUGCCGAGGAUGGAAUAUCUCUAUAGUUUUUAAGCAUUUAAAUAUUGCAUUUUAUAUUCUUUUCAGUGUAUUCAAACAAAAAAACUGUAAAUUCUCGAUAAUUGUAAGCCCAGUAUAACUCAGUCAGUGAAUGAAAUAUGGGAGCGAUCAGAUAUAAUAAAUAAUGACUAGGAAAUAAAAAAUCGAAAAUAAAAACCAA